Messenger RNA from Diversispora eburnea, 818 nucleotides. Lineage: Eukaryota; Fungi; Glomeromycota; Glomeromycetes; Diversisporales; Diversisporaceae. The record is from the annotation of a GenBank genome assembly.
AUAGAAAUAAUAAUAGUCAAUCUGUUUUACCAGAGAGUGAUAUUUUUCCACUGCUCACUGGAAAGAACUUAAUAGAUAGUUAUCGUUUGACGAAUUCAGACAAUAGUGGUUUUACAUGGAAAAGGGAUAACUCCUUCGAACAAAGUAGAAUCGAUAUGAUAUGGAUACCACAAAAAUGGGGCAACAAAGUUGAAAGAUGCUACUUAGAUGAUUUGCAAUUGGUUACCGACAGUGACCACAAACUCCUGGGAAUAUCAAUUAAAAAAGUUUGGAGAAUAAAAGGAAACGAGGAAUUUCAUAUUAAUACAGGACCACAAUAUAAUAUGAAAUUAAUGGAUGAAGAAAAAUGGAAAAAAUUUUCAGAAUAUGUACAGAAGAAAAUUGAGAUGUCUACCCUCAUAAAUAGAAUGGAAAAGAACAGCAUAAAUUACAAUUCAUUAAAUAAGCUAUGGAAAACGCUUAAAAAUAUAAUGAUUGAAGCUGCUAACCAUGCAAUACCAAAAAAGAAAUUCAAAAAAUUCAAUAAAACCAUUAAUAAACAUGUACUAGAAAGUGUCAAAAAAGCUAAAUCUUGUAAUAAAUUGUUUCAUUUUGUGAGACAAGAAAGAGCCCAUUCAAUGGUAUAUAUUAAAUCACAAGAAAAAUUUAAAAAAGAAGUUCGUAAACUUUCCAUUUUAAAGUUUGGUAUUGAUAAAUUAAUACAAGAAAAUCCGUCCCGGGACGAAUUCUUGAAGACGAUUCGCGAACAAAGUCUUAAAUUUCAAGCAGCGGCAAGAGCAGAAAAAAGGUUAGAUACAACAAGACGUAUUCAGAAGGCC